This is a messenger RNA of Nerophis lumbriciformis (worm pipefish), 678 nucleotides long. NCBI's taxonomy places the organism in Eukaryota, Metazoa, Chordata, Actinopteri, Syngnathiformes, Syngnathidae. The record is from RefSeq and is a predicted model, not a curated record.
AUGGAUUCUUUGCAGAGACAUCGCUCGCUUUAUAAAGCAACAACCCCGCCAUGGAAGGAAGUAUUUCGCAAGCGCUGUGUAGAUAGGUUGGAUGGGAGCCGGGCGAGGUUGCUUGACAGAUAUCGAAAGACGGGUGACGGUGAUCCCACAGCCUCCUACAUUGCCCAGGAGGUCAAGGAGAAAGAGUGGACUGUUCCACAGCCAGAGAAUCGGAGAUGGUCAUCCCUUUGGGGCUCAGAAGAUGGCAUUGCAGAGUUGCACACGGUUAUGAAGGAAUACGAUGAACAGGCAGUUUUUGAAGAAAUCCAGCAGGAGCUCCAAUCUGACGAGGUGUCUAUCAUUGAAGAGUAUGAGAGGAACCAACAAAUUGAGCAGCAAUACUUAUCGUGUGUUAUGGAAGGGUUGGAAGAAGCAGCCCAGGUGAUUUGUCCAAUGUGUCACAUGAAUUACUUGAACAUCAACGGUCAUGUCAUCUCCUGCUCAUGUGGCCUCUACAUAAAUACAGAGAUGAAGAACAUCACCCCAGAUGUCCUACGGCAUCUUCUGGAAUCCAGAAUUUUGGAGCACAUGGAAGGAUGCUCCUUUAAUCCUGUUUUUUCAUUGGCUCCCAAUGUCGAGUCCUCUCCCAACCUGCUGAUAAGCUGCAAGACAUGUGACUUCCUCUCCAUCGUCCUGUGA